UUUUCGCAGCCCAGGCUCCAUUCCCUGGCGUGCUCCGGAGCAGGGCGGGACGGCGGGGCUGGAGCGGGCGGCCGAGCCCGGAGCGGCGGCGAGCGGGGCCCGGAGCGCCGGGACAGGGCAGCUGAUGUCCCUGCCGAGCCCUGCAUGGCCCCAGCAGGACGAGCCCUCUCCCUGCGGCACCACCGGGGGCCUCCCCCCGGCCUCGUCCGACAGCGACUCCGGCUGUGCCCUGGAGGAGUACCUGGAGCCCCCCGAGGUGCCGCCGUGCUCGCCCCAGCCGGGCUCUGACCGUGACCGGACGCGGCUCCGCGCCAGAGCGCUCCUGCAGCAGCUGCCGCCCCAGGACUGCGAUGAGCGCUACUGCCCCGGCCUCGCCGAGGAGGAGCGGCGCCAGCUCCGCGCCUUCAGCGCCCGCCGCCGACAGGAGGCUCUGGGACAGGGCCUGGCGUGCCCCGUGCCAGGGCCCUGCCACGGCCGUCCCUGCAGGAAGUGCGGCCGGAGGCUCAACAAAGGCGACCCGGGGGUUUCGGCGUCGCGCCUGGGCGACCAGUUCUGGCACCCGUCCUGCUUCUCCUGCCACUUCUGCCACCAGCAGCUGGUGGAUCUCAUCUACUUCCAGCAGGAUGGGAGGAUCUACUGCGGCCGGCACCACGCCGAGCUCUUCCGGCCCCGCUGCGCCUCCUGCGACCAGCUGAUCUUCAUGGAGGAGUGCAUCGAGGCCGAGGGCCGGCGCUGGCACCUGGAGCAUUUCUGCUGCCUGGAGUGCGACGAGCCCCUGCGCGGGCAGCGCUACGUGAUGCGCAGCGGGCGGCCCUGCUGCCGGGGCUGCUUCGAGAGCCUCUUCGCCGAGCCGUGCCAGGCGUGCGGGGACCCCAUCGGCGCGGACACCGAGCAGGUCACCCACCAAGGGCUGCACUGGCACGCCCGCUCCUCCUGCUUGUGCUGCAGCCUGUGCCGGGUCCCGCUGCGGGGACAGCCCCUCAGCUGCCACCGCGGCCGCCUCUUCUGCUCCGGCUCCUGCGGCCGCGGCCAGGACGGCUCCUCCGGCGCCUCCGACUCCUCGGACUCCGCCAUCGCCUCCGCUCCGUCCCCCGAGUGCGCGCCCGCGGCCCGGAGCGGCAGGGACGGGGGGCAAGGGGAUGAGGCGUUCUCGGAGCAGCCCCCCGUGCACCCCGCCUUCAGGAGCCCCGGGGGUGUCGGCGCAGCCCCACGGGAGCGGAGCGGCGACGCUGCCAAGGAGCACCCAGGGGCGCUGGGACCCCCAGCUGGCCACCCCUCAGCCCCCCAGCUGAACCCAGAGCCCCCCAAGGAGCCCAGAGCCCUUUUGGGGUCCCCUGAAGCCCGAAGAGCCGCAGAGCUGCAGGCGGGCACCCCCCGUCCCCGACACGGCGCCCGGGCAGGGCACGGCACAGAGGAGGAGGAGGAGGAGGAGGAGGACUCCUGGUGCCCCACCUGCUCCUCAUCUUCGGACUCAGACUCGGAGGAGGAGGGUUUCUUUUUCGGGAAGCCCAUCCCCAAGCCCGGCAUGACCUCCCUGGGCAGGGAGCCCAUGCAGAGGGGCAGGGGCAGGACUGCCAAGCACUGCAGCGUGUGCUGACAGCGGGCUGGGCGUCCCGAGGGGCACUGCCAGCUCCUGCCAGGGCAUCAACGCGUUCCAAUCGCAUCCUGGAGGUGCCCAGGGCUGGCGGGAGAAGCUGCUGGGGUCGCUGCCCCCCGGCGGAGCAGAGCAGAGCAGAUCCUGCCAUUCCUGCCCGGCUCUCCCGCAAUUAGGAACAGGUAAAGCAGGAAGGGAGCGGGGCAGGGCCGGCCCCAGCAGCUCCCACGAGGCGGCAGGUGGGGACAGGGACAGCUGCCGGCGUCCCCCCGGUGCUGGGGAACGCGGGGUGUCCUGCCCUGGGCUGCUCUGUGCCCCACUGCCACCCCUCGCCAUCCCUGGUGGCAUCAGGUCCCCAUGGGGAGGGGACCAGAGACGGAGCUCCAAUAAAAUCUGGCUGAAAUCUGAACUCAGGGUCUGCCCUGUUCCUUCCCAGCCCAUUGUGACACUGACACUGUCACCAGGGCCCCAUCUCCAUCCCUGGUGGCACUGUGGCCUACUGCCACCACAGGGAGGGAACCAGGGGUGCGGCUCUGCUGCUGCUGGUGACAAAUCUGCAAUAAAAUCUGGCUGAAAUCUGAAAGCAGGGUCU
Melospiza georgiana is the source of this 2186-nucleotide messenger RNA. RefSeq names its product prickle planar cell polarity protein 4 (gene PRICKLE4). Gene Ontology annotation, molecular function: zinc ion binding. The record is from RefSeq and is a predicted model, not a curated record. The transcript is spliced from 8 exons. The coding region runs from base 125 to 1597 and encodes 490 amino acids. NCBI's taxonomy places the organism in Eukaryota, Metazoa, Chordata, Aves, Passeriformes, Passerellidae.